AUGGCCAACGAUGCAAGCGCAGAGACCGUCGAGUUACCACCAGUUCCUCCACCACCAAGUGACAAGGGAGCCAACCGAGAUACCAGAGAUAGGAACUCUCCUUCUCUCCAUGUUAAGGGAGUUACUCCAGAAACAAAACCUGAAGAUUUGCGAGAGGCAUUUACUCGAUACGGGAAGGUCAAAGAUGUUUACAUUCCAAAGGACUACUACACAGGUCGCCCUCGUGGGUUUGCCUUCAUCCAGUAUGAGAACGCGGAGGAUACAGAAACUGCCUUCAACAAGAUUGAUUAUGUUACUGUAAAUGGUGCCAAGUUGACUUGUCAAAUCGCUGCCGGUGAUCGCAAAGGUCCAUCCGAAAUGCGAUACCGUGACAAGGGUACUACAUCUGGAGGAGGCCGAGGAGACAGACGUGACCGCUCGCCUCCUCGUCGUCGCGACAGAUACGAUGAUCGACGAGGCUAUGAUGACAGACGAGACCGUCGUGGAGGCCGAUAUGAUGACAGAGACAGAGACUACCGUGACGACCGUGGAAGAGAUCGCUCUCGUGAACGCGAUAGAUACUCGUCUCGCAGGUCCUCUCCUUCUCCUCCUCCUCGACGACGUGCUUCUCCAUCUCCUCCUCCAAGAUCUGCACCUAGGUCUCGUGCUUCGUCCAGGUCUCCUCGUCGUCCGGAGUAA
Molecule: messenger RNA, 678 nt
Organism: Synchytrium microbalum
Lineage: Eukaryota; Fungi; Chytridiomycota; Chytridiomycetes; Synchytriales; Synchytriaceae
Exons: 4
Coding region: 1-678 (225 amino acids)
Molecular function (GO): RNA binding
Source: RefSeq, a predicted model, not a curated record